Paramuricea clavata is the source of this 4473-nucleotide messenger RNA. The record is from the annotation of a GenBank genome assembly. NCBI's taxonomy places the organism in Eukaryota, Metazoa, Cnidaria, Anthozoa, Malacalcyonacea, Plexauridae.
AUAUUGUCAAUAUGUGAUGGAACAUUUAGAUGUGCUACCUAUAAAUGAAAAUGACAGAAUCCGUAGAGCUUCUUGUUUACUCUACUUUUCUUAUCUUCUACAAUGUUAUCAACUUACCUACAAAUCAAUAAGAGCAAAAGGUAAGUAAAUUCCUGUUCCUGUUCUUAGUAUCAGAGAGGUGAGAAGUCGCACGAAGAAAGAUGCCAGAUCCUGGGGUGGACAACACUUUCCUUACGGAGGGAUUAUUUAUCAUUACUUGAAUUCUACAAAAUUGUCUUUGGGCUAUGCCAGCUAAACUUCUCGGACUUUUUCGAAUGGUCUAGAGUAAAGUCAACUAGAGCGAAUCACGCGUAUAAACUAUGUGUUAAGGCAAGUAGAUUGAACUGUUACAAAUACUCCUUUUUUGUAAGGACUAUCGGCUUGUGGAACGCUUUGCCAAAAUACGUUCUAGAGGCUAAUAACUUUUCAGCGUUCAAAAAAGCCCUGAAGGACUAUUUAGAGAUCUAAUUUAUUUAUAUAUUUGUAAUUGUAAUUUUAAUUAGUAAUUUUUAACAAUUAUUUUAUUUAAGGAAGUUUAAUAUAGGGAUAACCUCAAACUUUUUCCUUUUCCUCUGUCACUGUAAUUUCAUGCUUCAGUUUCAUUGUGAAUAAACCUUUAUUGUAUUGUAUUGUAAUAUUCUGUACAAUGAUACUGAAUGUAGACUUACUAAUUUUAAAUCUGUUAGACAUAGGGAAUUCCCAAUUGUAAACUGGCGGAUCAGGCAACCGAAUUUUUUUUGCUUGAUUUGACUUUCUUAAGAUGGUUAUUAAGUUUCAAUUUCCAUGCGUGUCGACAAAUUUUGAUGACGUCAUCCCUUGUGCACUAAAAAAACUACCAAAAGUGCAAAUAACUUAAUUUAACAAGUUUUGAUAUCAUAUAUCUUAUUCUUGGUUUUGUUUCAAUAAUUUGUGGGAGCCUCUAAUUUUGUAGACUGAAUUACCAUUGGUAAAUCUUUCUCUUUGCUUUCGUGAACAUUUCAACCUUGGUAUAAGUAACUAUUAUCAGAAUACAGUGACAGACUUGAGACUAAUUUGGAUGUGGGUGUUGUAUACAUGCACGUACUCAGGAAAAAUGGUGUAGAACAAAUUGUUGACUAUAGCUUAACAUAGAGAGUUGGGUCUAGAGACCUAUAGUUAUUGUAAGAUUUAUUAUUUUUUCUUUCAGAUCCAUUACCAGAUUUACCAACCAGGAUUAAAAUUAAAAUAUUUUCUUUAUUUUCGUUACAACAAAAGAACACAAGGUUGAGAAUUUUUUAUAAAUUCCAUUUACUAUUUUGCGAAAUGCUCAUGUAUUGAUAUCUUGUUAUUUAUGUUUAGAUGUAUUCCAAAGCGACUAAAAGAUAAACUCGUGUGUUAUAUGGUCGUUCUUGCGUUAAUUAUCGAUGGUUAUACCAUAGACUGUAUGCUGCUAUUUAAAGAUUUGAAAAUGGCGUUGCAACGGUAAUUGUUAUUUAAUUUCAACUAAGAUGUUAGUGACGUGAAGAGAUAUAAGGAAGGAGAGUGAAGGGUUUUGGUAAAACCAAUUCCUUUCUUGAUAGAACCUUCUAACGGCGUAUGUUUGUGUAUCAGUACAGUGCCUUUUUAAAGGAAUUUUCACUGAGGGGAGGGUGGGGGGGGGGAGGAGUUUAGGGAAAAUGCGGCUAUUAUGGCUUGCCCAAAGGCGUAAAAUAUAUUGAGUAUAUUUAUAUAGCUGUGACUAAUUAACUUUUAUUAUAUUAGUGUAAUUCAGUCAACUAUCACUUUAAAUCUCAGAAAAUUUGGGGUCACAGGAACGCUUUUUUCUGCUCUCUGGGCAGACCAAUGAUUGAAGCUAUUUUUCCAGGCUGUUAGUGGAAGGCAAUUGCCCACCUAGUUCUAUAGUUGUUAGAAAAGGCCAUCAUGUAUCGGUGGCACAGUGAUUAGUGCCUUUCACUAAAUUGAAAUCUGCAGUUAUCUGAUUAUAAUUUUGCCUUAGUCCCAUCGAAGCUAGGAAAACUCUCCCAGUUUGACUCAAUUUGUGACUUUAUCUAUCACUGCAGGCUUUCCCCUUCGGGUUUCCUUCUCAAGGAACAGGCAUGCAGUUAAAUUUAGGGAGGCCCAUACUGGACCUCCGAGGAGAGCGAUUAAGUACUGAUAUAGCUAUGAGCUACAUGUCCAGUCUAGAUACUGUAUAGUCAGAUUAAUUCUCCAUAUAAAGAUGUUCGAUACGUUUGCAUACAGAGCAUGAAAAUAUAAGUGAGUGGAAUUUCCAUGUUUCAAGCGAAUACCACCUUUCGAUAAUCACGAAUACUUCCUUGGUCUGGGAGCCUCUCGCUUAUGAAUCCAGACUGAAGGCAAUUGGCCCACGAUUCAUUAGAGGGGGUGGGGUUGCAGGUUUUCGACGCCCAAUUUUCCAAAAACUGGCGGGUAAAGCGAAGUUUCUGUUCAUUAAAACGUAGUUUGAGGGUAAAUUGAUGAAUACUGUAACUACAAUACACUGUAUGUGACCAGGGGUUGAAGUGACCGGCCGCCACCAAAGUUUUCACGUGGCGACCAGAUAUUUGCCAAUGGUAGCCUUCGUGGUACCCUAGGCUCAGCGGGUUUCUGGUGUCAGGCGAGUUUUAGGAGGCGACGAGGCAGAGAAAACCUCUGGGCGCGACCUAUUGAAUUUCCUAGACUGGCUAGACAUCGAUUGAUUUAGCGAGAUCAGUCAAUCAACGCAUCGCGCGCAGUGGGUUUCCAAGUUUGGCCAGCACCGCCUGAGUGCAGGCUACAGCUUCAGCGAAACAGGAAACCCCCUUUUCCAGGCUACCCUCAUGGCGACUGAGAAAAAUAUUGAAAAUGAUAAAGUAAUUAAAGCCUUCAAAAAUAUCUCAAGUAUUUUAUCCUGCUUUUGCAUAUAAUUUUCCAAUACUUGGGCGACUAAAAUUGUAUAUUUAAAUUUCAAUCCUUGACUCUGACAUACAUGCACCUAAAAGCAACUAAUGCUGUUAAUUUCUUCUUCACAGAUUUUGUAAUUUUGCAAAGUCAGUGGGAUGUACUAUUGAAUCGAAUCAAGGAAUAAGAAAGCGAAAAUUGGACGAAGAUAGUCCAGCAGGAUCUAAACGUGCCACACUUCAAGUGCCAUUACCUAAAGACUUUCCUAACCAUAUUGUACUUGCAGUGGGGAGAAAGAAAUGAUGAAUAAUUAUGAGCUGUUAUGAAAGAAGGGAUACAUGUGUGCUGUACUUCAAGUACCAUUACCUAAAGACUUUCCUAACCAUAUUGUACUUGCAGUGGGGAGAAAGAAAUGAUGAAUAAUUAUGAGUUGUUAUAAAAGAAGGGAUACAUGUGUGCUGUACUUCAAGUGCCAUUACCUAAAGACUUUCCUAACCAUAUUGUACUUGCAGUGGGGAGAAAGAAAUGAUGAAUAAUUAUGAGCUGUUAUGAAAGAAGGGAUACAUGUGUGCUGUACUUCAAGUACCAUUACCUAAAGACUUUCCUAACCAUAUUGUACUUGCAGUGGGGAGAAAGAAAUGAUGAAUAAUUAUGAACUGUUAUGAAAGAAGGGAUACAUGUGUGCUGUACUUCAAGUACCAUAAUUUAUAAUGACUUUCCUAACCAUAUUGUACUUGCAGUGGGGAGAAAGAAAUGAUGUAUAAUUAUGAGUUGUUAUAAAAGAAGGGAUACAUGUGUGCUGUACUUCAAGUGCCAUUACCUAAAGACUUUCCUAACCAUAUUGUACUUGCAGUGGGGAGAAAGAAAUGAUGAAUAAUUAUGAACUGUUAUGAAAGAAGGGAUACAUGUGUGCUGUACUUCAAGUACCAUGAUUUAAUGACUUUCCUAACCAUAUUGUACUUGCAGUGGGGAGAACGAAAUGAUGGAUAAUUAUGAGCUGUUAUGAAAGAAGGGAUACAUGAUUGUGUUGUGCUGUACAUCAAGUACCAUUAUCUAAAGACUUUCCUAAUCAUAUUGCACUGUGGUGAAGAAGACAUGAUCUAUCAUUGUUGUGUGAAAGAAGGAUACAUGUUGUAAACUGGUACACAAGAUAAGUUAUUUAUCCAGAGUCAUGCCUGAGGCGUGGUAUGAAAACAAUGUAGCUGUUUAUCAAACUGCAGUAAGUGCCGUAAAUAAAAAACAGUGACAUCUUGAAUAAGACUGUUCAUGGAGUGUGUGCAAGAAACUCAAUCCGGAGUAUAUAUCUACCGAACCGUUUAGCAUGUUUGUACUUUUGGAGGUGGUUAUAACUUAUAUUAAGAGAGUGUAAAAUCUCUAGGAUUUUGAUGUCUUUAAUUACAACUUUGCCGAGACCAAGGAGUUUUCCACCUCCAAUCAGAUCUCUUUAUGACUGACCUUUGAUCGAUGUACCACCCAAAUGAAUGCUAUAAAUACUAAAGAUUUUCUGAGAAUCUGUAGCUUCAACUGUUUGGUAGAUAGAGCAAUAUGUCCGAAGUACGGUUUAUUAAAGUCUCCGCUCAUUUUCGGUCUGAAUUGUGC